Messenger RNA from Serpula lacrymans var. lacrymans S7.9, 1630 nucleotides. RefSeq lists its product as uncharacterized. Lineage: Eukaryota; Fungi; Basidiomycota; Agaricomycetes; Boletales; Serpulaceae. The transcript is spliced from 9 exons. Gene Ontology annotation, biological process: mRNA export from nucleus; mRNA splicing, via spliceosome. The coding region runs from base 140 to 1453 and encodes 437 amino acids. Gene Ontology annotation, molecular function: RNA helicase activity; RNA binding; ATP binding. The record is from RefSeq and is a predicted model, not a curated record.
CGCGCAAACAAUGGCGCGCCACAUCCUUUUCUCGCUCUUCUUUUGACUUUCAGGCGCUUACCUCUCUACUUUCUCUUGUUUCUUUCUUUCUUCUCCCUGUUAUUUCCACCCACCUUUCUCCCUACACAACUCCGCAAAAAUGAGCUCUCACGACAACGAGGACCUUAUCGACUAUGAGGAUGAGAAUGACCUUCCCACCAAUGGCGCAGCAGUACCAUCAUCAAACGGCGCCGCACUUGCAACAGCAGUUGAUGGCGAGGGUGACAAGGAAAAGAAAAACUUCUCCGGGAUUCACUCGACGGGAUUCAGGGAUUUCUUGUUGAAGCCUGAACUUCUUCGAGCUAUCAGUGACUUGGGUUUCGAGCAUCCAUCUGAAGUUCAACAAGAAUGUAUUCCCCAGGCGGUUCUCGGUAUGGAUGUUCUGUGUCAGGCUAAGUCUGGUCACGGAAAGACGGCUGUUUUUGUCUUGGCGACCCUGCAACAGUUGGAACCUGUCAACGGCGAAGUAUCGGUACUGGUCCUCUGUCACACCCGUGAAUUGGCUUUCCAAAUCAAGAAUGAGUAUACUCGGUUCGCCAAGUAUAUGCCCGAUGUUCGUGUCAGCACGUUCUACGGUGGUACCCCAGUGGCAAAGGACUCGGAGAUCCUGCGUGACAAGACUAAAUGCCCCCAUAUUGUUGUCGCCACACCCGGUCGAUUAAAUGCUCUUGCAAGGGAUAAAGUCUUGGAUGCGAAAAACGUUAAGCACUUCGUGUUGGACGAGUGCGAUAAAAUGCUGGAACAGCUUGACAUGCGCCGUGACGUUCAAGAGAUUUUCCGAGCAACACCUCAUCACAAGCAAGUCAUGAUGUUCAGCGCAACUCUGGCCAAGGAAAUACGCGUGACGUGCAAGAAGUUUAUGGCAAACCCUCUGGAAAUCUUCGUGGAUGACGAGACGAAGCUCACGCUCCACGGUUUGCAACAGCAUUACGUGAAGCUCGAGGAAACCGGUAAAAAUCGCAAGCUCAACGAACUGCUCGACACACUGGAAUUUAAUCAAGUCGUUAUCUUUGUUAAGUCUGUGGCACGAGCCAUUGAGUUGGACAAGCUCCUUGUGUCGUGCAAUUUUCCUAGUAUUAGUAUUCACUCCGGUUUACAACAAGAGGAGCGUAUCAAGCGGUAUACUGCUUUCAAAGCAUUCGAAAAACGUAUCCUCGUGGCUACGGAUAUCUUCGGUCGUGGUAUUGAUGUGGAGCGUGUGAACAUCGUGGUUAACUACGACUGUCCACCGGAUGCGGACAGUUACCUGCAUCGUGUGGGUCGUGCUGGAAGGUUUGGGACGAAGGGUCUUGCGAUCACAUGUGUGUCGUCGGAAAGUGACCAGCAGGUGAUGGCAGCCAUUCAGUCGAGGUUUGAGGUAGCGGUAUCGGAAUUGCCCGAACACAUUGACCCAGCGAGUUACAUGACGUCUUGAAGGAGCUGCGGAUGCUGUUUUAUUUUCUAUUCAUUUCCCCUGUCUAAUGUUCUACGUACUCUUGUCUCUCACUACAUUUCUCGGUAUCGUCGAAUCCAGCUCUUCUUGAAAGCACUGUAAACCUAAACGUACUGUCUGUCCAAUAAAUAAACACAACGCUGAUGCUGUUAACAAAAU